AUGGGCAAAGGAGGCAGAUCCGGCUGGGGCAGAGCGCUGGAUGAACAGAGCGAAGCCUGGCGAACUAGUGUGAAUUGCACUGCACUAGAGUCACUAGAGCAGGAGGAGUGCGACAAGAAGACCCUUCCACUUCAGAGGAUUGAGGUUGGGCUGCACCUCAGCGUUCAGAUGUUCAACACGGUGUUGCAGUCGCACCGCAAUCUGGCGAACGCCAAUGCCAAGCAGGGCCGAUUCAUUCGUGCCGAAGAGUGCCUGCGGGAGCUAAAAACUCUGCGGCUGUCGCCGAACAUCAUUGUUUUGAACAGUGUCAUAAAUGCGUGCUCCCAAGCUGGCGAGCUGAAGAAAGCGGAAGAGUGGCUGGAAAGUGCGUGGCUCGGCUACAAGACGGACAUGGACCUGCGGCCGGAUUUGAUGAGCUUCAACGGAGAUCCCGAAACCUGCUCGGGUUUGCGGGCAGCCACUGGGUUCGAUCCCCAGAGCCCAUAA
Symbiodinium necroappetens is the source of this 486-nucleotide messenger RNA. NCBI's taxonomy places the organism in Eukaryota, Dinophyceae, Suessiales, Symbiodiniaceae. The record is from the annotation of a GenBank genome assembly.